Messenger RNA from Belonocnema kinseyi, 984 nucleotides. RefSeq lists its product as uncharacterized. The transcript has a single exon. The record is from RefSeq and is a predicted model, not a curated record. Gene Ontology annotation, molecular function: catalytic activity. The coding region runs from base 1 to 984 and encodes 327 amino acids. Lineage: Eukaryota; Metazoa; Arthropoda; Insecta; Hymenoptera; Cynipidae.
AUGGCUGUCAUCUUACAGGGAAAUAUGGGUACGAACAGACUCCCCUGCGACUUGCUGAACCAGAUGGUCGUAGAGCACAAGGUGGAUCUGAUCAUUAUCUUAGAACAGUAUUGCGAGAUGAGCGAGCUCAAUUGGUACCCGGAUAAAACGAAUUCAGCAGCGAUUUGGAUCAAAAAUUCAUCCAUGUUUCCAGUGGUUGAUGCUUUCAAGGGCGAGGGAUACGUAUGGGUUAGGAGUGGUGACACCACCUUUGUGAGCGUUUACCUCUCACCCAACAAGGGCACCGAUGAGUUUUCCAGAAAACUCGCAGGACUGGAGGCUUGCGUCCGAGAAAUGGAUGGAGAAGUUUUAAUAGCUAGGGGUUUUAAUUCGAAGGCGCUGGGAUGGGGCAUGACUUGGUCCUGCAACAGAGGCAGUUUGGUGUUGGAGUUGGUAGCUCGCCUGGAUUUAAUUAUCCUGAAUGUGGGCACGGUCCCAGCCUUCAGACGUAGUGGGUGUUGGGGCACAAUAAUCGAUAUUACUUUGGCAUCUGCGAGUGUCUCAACGGCGGUACGUGGGUGGCAGGUCCUUCAGGUUCUUAUAGGGAGCGACCACCAGUACAUAAAGUUCUGGGUUGGGUCAAAUUCUGUGAGAAGAAGGAAACAAACUGGCGCCGCAAAGAACUAUGGGUGGAACGUGGCAAAACUAAAUCGCUCGGCAGUUCUUGAAACGUUGGCUAGAUCGAAUGGUUUGACAUGUGAGGCUUUGUGCCCAACAAAGACAACAAGGCAGAUGGCUGAAGGUUUAGUUAAAAAGACUAUGAGCCUGAUCAAGAAGGCAUGCGAUUUUUCGAUGCCUAAAAGGUCGAGACACAGACCAAACGAGAAAAACUAUUGGUGGAACAACGAAAUUGCUGAUCUUCGCAGACAGGCAUUGGCGAUGCGUAGGAAGGCGCAAAGUAAGCGACGACGUGGCGUGCUGGUGUGGCUGAGGCAAAUUACGUGA